AUGGGGGACGAGGACCCUCUCACAGUCCCGGUCCCGGAGACCAUCCCCCGCAGACCCACUUCAGCUGCUAUCCAUCCGGUAACCGUGAGCAUGCGCGCUGUGCGCCACGUCUGGAAUUCAGGCGGCGGGGCCACGAAAUACAGGAAACCGGCGGUGAAGCGGGAGGCGGGGUCACGUGACCCGGUGACUGCUCCCCCCCCGCACCCGCUGCCCGACCCACCGGUCCCCCCGCCCCGCACCCCGACCCAACAAAUUAGACCCCCGCACGUACCCGCUGCCCCACUGGACCCCCUACCCCGCACUCGUUCCCCGACACACCGGCCGCAUCCACCGGCUCAGCUCCCCACCCCACACCCGCUGCCCGACCCGCCGAAUUAUCCCCCGCCCCGCACCCGCUGCCCGACACGCUGGCUCAGCCCCCCGCCCCGCACCCGCUGCCCGACCCGCCGAAUUAUCCCCCCGCCCCGCACCCGCUGUCCGACCCACCGGCCACAUCCACCGGCUCAGCUCCCCCGCUCCACACCCGCUGCCCGACCCGUCCACCCGCCCUACACCCGCUGCCGGACCUGCAGGCCCGGCCCCCCGCCCCACAUCGCCCACCCGCUGCCCGACCCGCCGGCUCAGUCCCCCGCCCCACACCCGCUGGCCGACCCGCCGGCCGCCUCCUCCGGCUCAGUUCCCCGGUACAGCAGCUAUAGUUUAUUCUGA
Pristis pectinata (smalltooth sawfish) is the source of this 708-nucleotide messenger RNA. RefSeq lists its product as uncharacterized. The transcript has a single exon. The coding region runs from base 1 to 708 and encodes 235 amino acids. Lineage: Eukaryota; Metazoa; Chordata; Chondrichthyes; Rhinopristiformes; Pristidae. The record is from RefSeq and is a predicted model, not a curated record.